CUACACCUGUACUGUAGCUCCACCCACAACAUCAGACCUUGUGACAAUGGCUACGGACAUGGGAGCCUGGAGUGAGACAAAGGACGCCACUGAGGAAACUCAGACGAUUUGUGAUCAGGUGAAGGACCAAGUGGAGAAAAGGACAGGCGAGAACUACAGGGUAUACAAAGCAGUUAAAUACAGAGAUCUGCAUCUGUGUGGAGGAACCCACUACCUUAUCAAGGUUGAUGUUGGAGAGGACUACGAUCAUCUGAGUGUCAACCAAGUAACUGGAUCACAGUUCCCAUCUCCUCCAUCACUGAGCGGUGUAGAGCAGCACAAAACCAAAGACGACCCCUUCUUACCUUUCACCUACUGAUCACACAACCUGUUUCAACAGUUAAACACUUAUAGGCUGCAGUCUCAUGUUAAACUGCUCUGCUUCUUUAUUCUGAAAUGAUUUGACUUUGAUUUUAAAUGUAUUAACACACAGAGAUAAAGAUAUUUGAUGUUGGGACGCAGCAGGUAAAUGCACUGCCUUCUAAAGAAAUGAUAAAGAUUGAAACAUU
This is a messenger RNA of Epinephelus lanceolatus (giant grouper), 548 nucleotides long. Lineage: Eukaryota; Metazoa; Chordata; Actinopteri; Perciformes; Serranidae. The record is from RefSeq and is a predicted model, not a curated record.